AUGCGUCAUGCCUGUGACUACCGUGUAUCCUUCGAUCUUACUCCUUACGGAGACCUCGCGUUUUUGGAGGCAUUUGCACCCGACACGCCGUCGACAACAUCUCAGACAAGAACAACUGGCGCUACUGUCCUAUUCGUGAAAACGUAUCAGGAAGAUUUGGUAGGAUUGCAUUCCAGAGCUCUCGAGAGCUUAGUGUGCCGUUGUGGCCGCGAGCCAAGGUGGCAUUGUGCCAAAGCUGAUGUGCUUUUGAAUCCGCUAUCAAAACGACGAUUUUCUUCGACCUGUGAUCCGAGCGCUGCUCUAAAGCGUUAUUUGGUGGCAGCCUCACUGGCUACUAAUUACUUCGCUGACAUGGUUUCCGUGGUGGAUAUCAUAGAUCAGAGCUCGCUUGUCCGUUUGAGCCAAUGCCUCUUGAAAGUAGGUGCGCACGUCGCAGCUGCCAUUCUGUAUCAGUGUUUUAUGCCUGAGGAAUUCAAGUACGGCCUCCGGAUCUUGCAACUGGCUCCCGAGUCCCAUGACGAGGCCUUUUUUCAGUACUUUUGGGAGCUGCCGUUCCUGGAGUUACUAGUGGACCUUCAUUCGAGUCCGAAAUACCUCAAUGAUAGAUAUGUGAUGCUGUUGACAAACCUUAUUCAGUCCCCCGAGCUGAACAGUUCAAAUCCCUCAUCAGUCGUUAAAGACGCUGAACACCGCAUUCUUCGCUGCUACUUUCGGGACCUGUGCAGAAUUUAUCUCAGCAACUAA
Molecule: messenger RNA, 744 nt
Organism: Peronospora farinosa
Lineage: Eukaryota; Oomycota; Peronosporomycetes; Peronosporales; Peronosporaceae
Source: the annotation of a GenBank genome assembly